Molecule: messenger RNA, 831 nt
Organism: Naumovozyma castellii
Lineage: Eukaryota; Fungi; Ascomycota; Saccharomycetes; Saccharomycetales; Saccharomycetaceae
Gene: GPI12
Product: N-acetylglucosaminylphosphatidylinositol deacetylase
Exons: 1
Coding region: 1-831 (276 amino acids)
Source: RefSeq, a predicted model, not a curated record
AUGUUCCUCUCAAAUUUUAGCUUCUCAAAACUCAUAUUCAAGGUCACAAAAUUAUUUCUCGUCCUAUGGCUGCUGUAUCUUCUCUCAUCCAACAGAAUUGAGCAAUUCAACACUCUCAACUACUCCCAGUUGAAUACGAAAAUCUUUCAUGAGGGCACCACUCUCAAUCUCGUCAUUGCUCAUCCAGAUGACGAAGUGAUGUUCUUCGCUCCCACUUUGCUACAAUUGGAUAAUCUAAUGCCCUUAUCCAUCCCCAUUAAUGUCAUUUGCUUCUCGAAUGGCGAUGCACAGGGAUUGGGCGAAAAGAGACAACACGAAUUACAAUCGUCUAUACACGCUCUUAUUCAAAACCAAAGACAAACAAACGUCACAGUAUUGCAUUUCCAAGAUGGUAAUGAUCAGAUAUGGGAUAUCGAUCAAAUGACGCAAUAUUUACCUCAGAAUGAUCAUCAGGCUUUCUUAACUUUCGACUCCCAUGGUGUGUCCGGUCAUAAAAAUCACAUCGCCUGUCAUAAUGCGGUAUGGAAUCUGAAGAAUACUAACAAUAAUGUAACUAUACUCACUUUGGAUAGUAUUCACCAUAGCCUCUUGGCUAAAUAUACUUUCUUCAUCAUCGAUUUAGUUAAACUAUAUUGGAAUCUUUGGAAGGAUCAACAACAACCUCAAUGGGAAAGUCACGACAAAAUCACUUUCUUCAAUGCAUACUCACAAUACAUCCUGGCCUAUUCAACAAUGUUGAACGCUCAUAAAUCUCAAGUCGUUUGGUUCAGGUAUGGAUGGUGGGCCUUUUCCAGAUUCGUAUUCUCGAAUCACUUAAAAAUAACUACUUGA